Naegleria gruberi is the source of this 1128-nucleotide messenger RNA. RefSeq lists its product as uncharacterized. The coding region runs from base 1 to 1128 and encodes 375 amino acids. NCBI's taxonomy places the organism in Eukaryota, Heterolobosea, Eutetramitea, Acrasida, Naegleriidae. The record is from RefSeq and is a predicted model, not a curated record. The transcript has a single exon.
AUGGUCGCUAAGAAGCCUCAAGAUAUUGACUCCUCUUCAUCUGAUGAAGAUCUCCCAGCAGUUGAAGUAGAAUACCCCACAACACCAGUGAAAGCAAGAAAACAACAAGCUGCUAAGAAGCUUAGAAAGUUAAAGGCCAUGUCACCUGUAGCUAAUAGAAAUAAGCGCAAACAAUCUACUUCAGUUUCAUCAUCUAACAGUGCCUUAGAUGAUGGUAUUUCAACUGUUGUUUCCAGUUCGUUGCUAAGCAAUUCAACUUUGUUGGAUAGUUCUUCAACUGCACCCUCUUCGUCAAACAAUUCGUCUUCUUCCAAUUCAGGUAGAGAUAGUUUUGCCAGUAGUUCAUCUGAACAUGAUAUCAUGGCGAUCAAAGCCCAAAUGCAAGAAAUGAUUGGAGUUUUGAGAACCGUAACAGGAAAUAUCUCUGAACUUACUAAGAAAGUUCAGGAGAGAGAAGAAGAAUCAGAUGAUGAUUUUGUUAAUCCAGAAGCUAUAUCUCCAGAAGUUUGGUUACGUCAAACUUAUAGAGACCUUAGAAGUUCUUACAAUGUUCCUUCAUCUAUUGGAGAUGAUUUAUUACUUUCUGCAGUAUCCUCCGAGAUACUUAAAGACCGUAAACAAGAGGAGACCAAGAGAAGAAUUCAAUAUUUGCUCCUUAAAUACAAGGAUGUGAUUUCCAAGUUUGCCCCAGACAUUAGAUUGGAUGAGAUUAACAGUAUUGGUUAUUCUAAACUAGUAGAGUUAACUCAAAUCAAAAUUGAAUUGUUGGAAUAUGCAUUGAAUUCUCCACUUGAUUUUACAGUCAUGACAGAGAUUACAGAACUUUGUAGAAUGAUUUGCAAAGUUGAAGCCCUCUUCCUUAAAGAAGGUUUACAAGUUUCCACUUUCGAUGUUGGUAGAGAAUUCCUUAACAGAUACAUUUCUACUAAUAGUUUCGAAACUGCUGCCGAAAGUGAACUUCAUAAUAUUAGAACAACAUAUCAUUACUACAAAGCAACCAAGCAGCAACAAGGUCCAAAGGGAAUUACCAAGAAGUAUUCUAAGAAGAAACCGUUUCAAAAGAAAAACAAUAAGGGUCAAGGAAACGGUGGUAAAUUCCAAGGAAAAGAUAAGGAUAAGUCAGAAUGA